This is a messenger RNA of Pseudophryne corroboree (corroboree frog), 744 nucleotides long. It is a transcript of the gene BHLHA9, whose product is annotated as basic helix-loop-helix family member a9. Gene Ontology annotation, molecular function: RNA polymerase II transcription regulatory region sequence-specific DNA binding; protein dimerization activity; DNA-binding transcription factor activity, RNA polymerase II-specific. The record is from RefSeq and is a predicted model, not a curated record. Lineage: Eukaryota; Metazoa; Chordata; Amphibia; Anura; Myobatrachidae. The transcript has a single exon. Gene Ontology annotation, biological process: developmental process; regulation of transcription by RNA polymerase II. The coding region runs from base 1 to 744 and encodes 247 amino acids.
AUGAGCCUCGUUGAGUCAGACUUCUCGGAAGAUGAGCAAGAGAUGGAAGAUGAGACAGACGAGAGAUGUCUGGAGAAAUUCAACAGAUUUGAGAGUGAGAGUGAAGCUGAAGAGGCCAAGCCCAAGAAGAGGACAAGGCCAGUGAGGUCCAAGGCCAGAAGGGUAGCAGCCAAUGUCAGAGAAAGGAAGAGGAUCCUGGACUACAACCAAGCAUUUAAUGCACUGCGACUGACCCUUAAACAUGAUUUGAGUGGCAAGCGGCUAUCCAAGAUAGCAACACUGAAGCGAGCCAUCACUAGAAUAUCUACGCUAUCCAAGUACCUGCACUCAAACUCUCCACAGAAAUGGGCCUGCGGUCAUACAGAGUGCCACAUACAGCAUGAUGGACACAGGCAGCCAGAGGUCAGUGACAACAAUUCCCAGGCCUACUCAGUGCCAUCACAGACUCAACAAGAUGUACCUUUAAAUCCCAGCUAUGUGGCGGCUACACAUCUUCAGCUUGGUCACUCUCCUUACUACACUAGACAGUCACCAGAUGGUCCCUAUUUGCAGUGCCAAUUUGGAAGUCCAACAGAGGACAGCUCAAUGCCAGGCACACCUUAUUAUAGACAUGGAAAUUACAGCAUUGGCACCUGCUACCCGAAUCACAUGGACAAUCUAACAGAGCAUGCUCAUGGACCAUUUACUUGGCAGUUUGGAUGCUUACAGGGAUCAAGCUACCAACAUUCACUUACCAUGCACUAA